UAUAGUUCGAUAUUGUCCUCUAAGUAUACAGAGACAAUGUUAGAACUUGACCGAGUAACUUCGCUCUUAGAUUAAACAGAUUACUUGGGUAUACCUUUUUGAAGAACUGGGAUCACAACAGAAGUGAAGACUGUUUGCAUCUAACGCACCUUUGUCUUACAUAAUUGAAAUUCUGAAGUUACAUGAUGAAUCUCCUCCGCACGUCCCUGUUCUUGUCAUCCAUCUUGGCGGCGACUGUUGCCUAUACCUUGCCAGGACCAGGAACCACAUGGAACAUGACCGAUGUCUUGCUAGGAAGAUGCGUGGAGUACCGUCAAUGCCUCCACGGGGGUCUCUGUUUCCCUUAUUAUGGCGAUGUCAACUGUGAUGCUGCAGUUGAUUCAUUUCUAGGAGCAUUUCGGGGGAUGGAUCCAUGUUCUGCCUCUUACUAUGCCUAUGAUGACUUUUUUAACAUGGUCCCUCCUAACACCAAACCCGGAACGACAAUUUUUUGGACCGGUGUCAGUGGUGCCUACAUACCCCAUGACGUUGCCGAGGUGAGCCAGGAGUACAUUGUCCUAGGAGAGACCUUUCCCGGAUACAUGGCUUUGAACUUGUCCUUCUGCGGCUCAACUGAUCCCAACGAACCGUCUGGAUUCAACUACACAGUCUGUCCCACCGAAGACACUGACCGCGCUGGGUGCAGCAAUAACACAUUUGCGACCUUCUGGGAUCGUGUUUCCGAGCUGUUUACAAGACAAGCAACAGGUGAAGUUCACCUUGUUUUGAAUGCACAACGAGAUCGAGGAGCGUACCACCUCGAAAGUACAUUCGCCCGCGUAGAAGUACCUGCACUCGAUCCUACCAAGGUCACUAAUGUUGCGAUCUAUCUUAUCCCGGAUUUCACGCUACCGACCCCAAAUGAUAAGGUUCGGGAGACGUGUUCUAAUGGUACUGUGGCAUCACUGAGGGGAGUCUUAACGGACCUGGGUCUCAGCAACACUUGUGAGGAAGAUCCAGAUGACAUUAUGUGGCUCCAGUGUGCUCGAUAUCCAGAUAGCCCGUACUGUAUCCCAUACAGCAGGCAGGAACCAAACACCGGCGGGGGCACCGGGGGCUCAUCGGCCAUUGCGGCCGCAUCAAUGACGGUCCUGUUCCUUCAAGUAGUUUCCACUCUCUUGCUAAGUGGUUGCAAAAUUGAUUGACUGGUUGAAAUCUACAUAUUUUUUUCUUUUAAUUGACAAUAUAGGAAACUAUAGACGGAUAAACAAAUGGACCUGUACAGUAUAUUAAAAAAUAUUAAUAAAAAAGCAAGAGGUGAAAACCCGGAAAGCUCUAAUAUGUUCUCAAGAAGCAUAAUUCGGGACAAGUCAAUUGUUCACGUAUACUUGGAAAAUUACGAAAAUUGGUAAGGGUAUGAAUAAUUUUAUUUUUUAACUGUAUACAAAAAAAAACACACACAAAACAAAUGUUUAUUCUAAAAUAAGGUUUUAACAGGAGAAUGGAUAAUAAAGCAAUGAUGGUCCGUUACUACAGAGAAAUAAAAAUGUGAAAUAUGGGGAACCUAUUAGUAUUAAAAAGCAAAAUGUGUAUGUUAUAGGUUCCCGAAUAAGAUCCAAAUAUUAUAAAUAAAUUCGAUAGCAAUAAAGAAAGACGUAAUGAAAGUUUUAGCCAAUGACACAUUAUCAUUAAUAUGAAUAAAAUGUAAACAAAGAAGAAGUGUUUAAAUAUUACACAUAUUAUAGCCGUUUAUAGAACGUUUAUGUACAUCCCGACUUGGAAUGACUCUGUGUAAAAUCAGUACAAAUAGAUGACCAAGAAUUCGUACAGACCCAUUGUCAAGAGUAUAUACCUGUAGAUGAACGUCAUAUUAUAUUUAAAAAUGAUUAAUAUGUAGCCUUAGCGAGUAUCAUAAAUUGUAUACAUUUAUUAUAGAUAUAAUGUAUACUGCAUGUGUAGAAGGUAUACAUUCGAUCUCUCGAUUUCCUUAUCUCAGUAGUUUAGUAUUACCAUUAUCAUUACAUAUUAGCUAAUAGUAUAUGAACUUACACACUUUAGAAUAUUGAUUUUGUUUAUUAUGCUAGUCUAUAGGAAGUCUGUACAAGCACUAAUUUCAGUAAAGCUCAUGUUUAGGUUUAUUCGCAAUUUAUAUGCGACAUAUAUAAUUUCUUAGCUUUAUUAGAAAUUUAGUUAGUUUUCAGUGGUUUUGUAACAUUUUUAUGAAUGAUCAUGUUGUAAUUAAAUUUCUGAAAUCGAAUUUGAAA
This is a messenger RNA of Strongylocentrotus purpuratus (purple sea urchin), 2243 nucleotides long. It is a transcript of the gene arc2, whose product is annotated as ADP-ribosyl cyclase. NCBI's taxonomy places the organism in Eukaryota, Metazoa, Echinodermata, Echinoidea, Camarodonta, Strongylocentrotidae. The transcript is spliced from 8 exons. Gene Ontology annotation, cellular component: plasma membrane. Gene Ontology annotation, molecular function: NAD+ nucleosidase activity; phosphorus-oxygen lyase activity. The record is from RefSeq and is a predicted model, not a curated record. The coding region runs from base 183 to 1184 and encodes 333 amino acids. Gene Ontology annotation, biological process: positive regulation of B cell proliferation.